AUGCCUGCAUACAGCGGCUCCCCGAUCCCAAACAUCCCCCCGCGCCACGGCUCGCCGCACGACGAGAUCUUGCGCUCGCCCGUCAUGUUUCCGCGCUCCCUCACGCAGGACAGUCGGGCCGCGCACAACUCAGGCGGCGGCGGCGGUGGUGGUGGGAGUGAGGUGCCGACGCCGGUCAAUCUCGCCGAGCUCGACUCGCUGCCGUUGAGCGACGAGCAAAAGGCGCGCAUCAUUGAGCGGCACCUCGCAAGGGCCGAGGGAGGCGAGGACGAGCCAGGGGUGGACGCAGCAGGAGGCGCGGCAAGACGCAGCCGCGACGGCUCGCGCUCGCGGUCGAGGCCCACGUCGCACGCCGACUCGGACGCCUCGCACUCGCCGUCGUUGUCUGCAGCAGACGACGACAACAACAUCGAGGAGAUGGCGACGCCGUCCGACGACGGCUACCAGGGCCCACACACGAUGCAGGGCGGCGCCAUCACCGACGACGUCUACCGCUGGGCGCACCACAACCGCCGGCGGGUGCCCAAGCGCGCGCGCAGCGAGAGCCUGCACCUGCCCCGCACCAGCACCAUCGACCCGGACCUGGACGCAUCGGCGAUCCGCGAGCCCGGUGGCUUCCGUCGCUACUUUGUCCUCGCCCAGGCGGCAGACCAGGGCCGGCCGGCACCGCGUGCUGUGCGCAGCUUCAUCGAUUUCCUCAGCCUCUACGGCCACUUUGCCGGCGAGGACCUGUCGGACAUUGAAGACGAGGAUGAAGACGAGGAGGAUGAAGACGACGACGACGAAGAAGCUGGUCUUGGCAUGGCAGGCGCCAGCAGAGGCAGCACCACGAGGCAGGCGACCGAGUCGACGCCGCUCGUGGGCAGCAGGCGCCGAAAGGGCCUCUCGCGCAGCGGCAGCCGGCUACGCAGGGGCUCGGCUGGCGAGGGGGGAGAGCGGCAGCGCGGCGAGGCCACGGUGACGGACGCCGUCAUGAUGCUCCUCAAGUCCUUUGUCGGCACCGGCAUCCUCUUCCUCGGCAAGGCCUUCUACAACGGCGGCCUCCUCUUCUCCACGGGUGUCCUCUGUGCCGUGGCGAUGAUCUCGCUCGCCUCGUUUCUCACCCUCGUCAAGACGAACCUCGCCGUGCCCGCCAGCUUUGGCGAGAUGGGCGGCAUCCUCUACGGCCCCAAGAUGCGCCUCGCCAUCCUCGCCUCCAUCGUCUUUUCCCAGCUCGGCUUCGUCGCCGCAUACACCGUCUUUGUCGCCCAGAACCUGCAGGCGUUUGUGCUCGCCGUCACCCACUGCCGCACGCUGAUCCCCACCGUCUGGCUCAUCGUCGCCCAGAUGCUCCUCUUCCUGCCCCUCUCCCUCGUCCGGCGCAUCGCCAAGCUCUCGUCGACGGCCCUCAUCGCUGAUCUCUUUAUCCUCCUCGGCAUCAUCUACCUCUUCAGCUUCGAGAUCCGCCAGGUGGCGCAGCACGGCCUCGCCGACGUCGUCUACUUCAACUCCAAGAGCUUUCCCCUCUUUAUUGGCACCGCCGUCUUCACCUUUGAGGGCAUCGGCCUCAUCAUCCCCAUCACCGAGUCGAUGCGCGAGCCCGAGCGGUUCCCCAAGGCCCUCUCGGGCGUCAUGGCCGGCGUCAUGGUCCUCUUUGCCACCAGCGGCGCCCUGUCUUAUGCCGCCUUUGGCUCCCACGUCCAGACCGUCGUCAUCACCAACCUGCCCCAGGACGCCAAGUUUGUCCAGGCGCUCCAGUUCCUCUACUCGCUCGCCAUCCUCCUCUCGACGCCCCUCCAGCUCUUCCCUGCCGUCACGAUCCUCGAGCGUGGGCUGAUGGGCACCAAGUCGGGCAAGCACGACUGGCGCGUCAAGCUGCACAAGAACCUCUUUCGCUGUUCGAUUGUCGCCGUCAGCUGCCUGGGCGCCUGGCUCGGCUCCGCGAGCUUGGACGUGUUUGUGUCGUUCAUCGGCUCCGUCGCUUGCGUGCCGCUGUGCUUCAUCUACCCGCCGCUACUCCAUCUGAAGGCCUGCGCCACGCGGCGACGCACCAUCAUCCUCGACUACUGCCUCCUCGCCUUUGGCAUCGUCACCGUCGUCUUUGCCGGCAGCCAGACGGUCCGCGAGCUCCUCAGCCCGGGCAGCCCGCCGGACCAGCCCGUGUGCCGGCCGCCGGAGUAG
This is a messenger RNA of Acaromyces ingoldii, 2160 nucleotides long. RefSeq lists its product as hypothetical. Lineage: Eukaryota; Fungi; Basidiomycota; Exobasidiomycetes; Exobasidiales; Cryptobasidiaceae. Gene Ontology annotation, molecular function: amino acid transmembrane transporter activity. Bases 1 to 2160 code for a protein of 719 amino acids. The record is from RefSeq and is a predicted model, not a curated record. The transcript has 2 exons. Gene Ontology annotation, biological process: amino acid transmembrane transport.